Molecule: messenger RNA, 2103 nt
Organism: Rodentolepis nana
Lineage: Eukaryota; Metazoa; Platyhelminthes; Cestoda; Cyclophyllidea; Hymenolepididae
Source: the annotation of a GenBank genome assembly
AUGCUUUCCGUUUGUGUUAAUCGAGUCCACAGUGUAACCGGAUGUAUCACAUUUGUUAAUGGAGAUGAUUACAAUGAGAAAGCUAGUAUCUGUGAGAGGCUCGAUACACAUUUCACUCGAAUUCCUCCAACUCUUCCUAAAGAAGUCGUUCGACUAACUAUAAAUCAUCAGGAAAUUGCAGUCCUUGAUCGAAGUCAGCUGGAUCACUUGCCAAAUCUUACAUACCUCAACCUGGAUUCCAAUAUGCUUUCAGUCAUUAAGCGGGAUGCUUUUCUACCAGUUCCUAAUCUCCGAGAACUCAGUCUACGGUUUAAUCAACUCACACUUUCAGUGGAAUCAUUUCAUCCAAAUGCCCUCACUCCUAUUAACACUCUGGAAGUUCUUAAUCUGAAACGUAACCCAAUUGGCAGAGUGCCAGCACAUUUCUUUUACCCCAUAAGGGGUAAGCUCAAAUCCCUGGUUUUAGCUGGAGCCAGUCCCGAAUUUCAUAUUUCUACUGAAGCCUUGGAAGGAUUAUUCAAGCUCGAGUUACUAGAUCUUUCAUAUAAUAACCUCGAAACUCUCCAUAGCUCGUUCAAUGGUUUAUUUACAACCAUGCAGUUGAAACAACUAUUUCUAUUUGGAAAUCCAUGGAAAUGCGACUGCUCACUACGAUGGUUGCGAGACUGGGUCGAUCGCCACAACACUACUCAAUAUUUCAUCGACCCGAGAGCCGUUGAUCCAACAGGGUUUGUGAUUGAUCCUCUCCUGCAAAUGGAACCAGGAUCACUUGAGAAUACUGCCUUUCCCAAGUGUGCAUCUCCUCCAAGAUUGGCAGGAUAUGCACUAUUCCCCAUCUCAAAUGUACAAACCAAUCCUGUUUCCCCUUUCGAUAUGGCCUGUCCACCUAAAUCUAAAAAAUCUUCAACAGUGGUUUUAGGAAAAUUAGGCGAAAAUAUCACCUUGAUUUGUGAGUUUGAAGCCUCUUCAGUUGAUGAGGUUUUGUGGUACCACAAUGGGCAUCCAAUUAUAUCUACUUCUCGGGUUAGAGUGCGCCAAUUAUUCCAUGGACACGUUGCAGUGGAAUUGUUCAUGCCUGAAAUUCAAGAGUCCAAUGCUGGAACCUACGUCUGCUUAUUGAAAAAUGACUUCGGAAAAGCGAACAUGACCGUAACGCUAACUCUCACAGAUUUAAAGUGGGGGACUGGAGGUCCAAGGGAACCCGGUUGGCUUGAUCAGUUCAAUUCCAAUGCAAUUCUAAAGUAUUCUAGUAUUGCAUCAAUUGUUUUGGUCCUCAUUUUCAUUAUAAUUGGUGUUAUUCUUUACUGUUUGUGUCGAAAGACCACCAAAAAUGUAGCCAAGGCUUUGAAUAACUCAACCCACCCGAAAACCACAUUUACAGAGCUUUCUCCAUUGAAUGGUGUGCAGACUUUCACCGUCGACGAAACUAUGAAUUACCGGCGCGCUCAACCCCCACGAUAUUCUCCGUCUCGAGAAAUGUCCUUUAGCCAACAGCAUCACCCAUAUAUUCUCUCAUUUCAAGACAGUCAUCCCCUCUACUCAAUGGCUGAACAUGGUACCAUGGAAUUAUCUCCUGGCUGCCCCGUUCAUGGUCUUUCCAAAUCCUCUACAACAUUUUUACCCAAGGAAAAUUCGUUUGAUUCUUCCAGUCCGCAGUUCGAUACCCUUGAUAAGACUGGUUUAAACACUUAUGAGACAGCUUUGAGUGUUCCGGAAGUCAUAAUGCCUCCAGCUUCCUCAUCUUCUGUUAUUUCAGUUGACGACCCUCCUGUGACUAAUCCGGACUAUGUUCUAUGUCCAAGACAUGGAAACGUCGUAACCACUCUUGGAACACCUAGCAUGUCAGAAGGGAUCCGAAAGGAUUCACAAAUUAGUCCAGUUGUUCGAAGUACAAGAACGAUCAGGUUGAACCAUCCCUUCCCUCCCCCUCUUAAAAACUCAGGACAUAGCACGCUCAAAACGAAACACGUGGAAUUUGCUGACACACCUACAGUUACCUCAACAACGGCGACAGCUUCAAAGAUAGAGACCGUUGAAGAUAAUGGCGCUGUUUUGAUUUCUGCCAAUGGAGAUAAGUCUUCUGGGUUUAUAACUACAGUAUAG